UUAACAACAAACACCAUGCUUUUCUAUGCAACAAUAAUAGCAUCAUUCUUAUGCUCCCUAUACUUGUUCCAUCGCAGAAGAUCUAGCAAACACCCCCUCUUGAGAGAUUACCCCAUCCUUGGAAUGUUGCCACCAGUGCUUUUCAACUUGUGGCGUGUUCAUGAUUUUUUCACGGAGGUGCUAACAAAACAUGGUGGCACUGGGGAGUUCAAAGGACCAUGGUUCGCCGAUAUGAACUAUUUGGUCACUUGUGACUCCCUCAACGUGCAACACAUGUUGUGCAAGAACUUCGACAACUAUGUCAAGGGACAUGACUUUCGUGACAUUUUCGAACCAUUCGGAGAUGGGUUUGUCACUGCCGAUUAUGAGACAUGGAAGUACAUCAGAACCAUUCUCCAUUCUCUGAUGAAACAGCCAAGACUCAAAGCAUUCGUCGAUCAAACCGUUCAGAAGAAGAUACUUACAAGCCUGCUUCCAAUAUUGAAUCAUGCACAACAACAUGGGAGGGUGGUGGAUCUUCAAGAUCUCCUCUUGCGAUUCACUUUUGAUAACAUAUUCUUAACAACCGUAGGACACGAUCCUAAGUGUCUUUCCAUUGACUUCCCCGUAGUUGCAGUUGAGAAGGCUUUCAGAGUGUCUGAAAAGUCGAUAUUCUACAGACACACGGUGCCGUACACUGUAUGGAAAUUCCAAAAGUGGCUCCAAAUUGGUCAAGAGAAGAAGAUGACAGAAGCAUGUAGAACAAUUGAUAAGUUCAUAUAUUCACUCAUAGAGUCCAAGCGAGAAGAGUUAAGCAAGUGCACAGAAGAAGAAAUGAAUGAAGCUCCAUCUGACAUGCUAACUGUUUUGAUGACAGAACAUGGAGGGAGUGAGCAUGAUGAUAAGUUCGUAAGGGAUUUUGCAUUUAACUUUCUUGUAGCGGGGAGGGGAUCCAUGGCUUCGACUCUUACCUGGUUCUUUUGGCUUCUUAUCAAACACCCUAUAGUGGAAGCCAAGAUUCUUCAAGAGAUCAGAGAUAAUUUUAAGAAAAAUGAUGACCGUGGUCAUGGCUUUGAUGAGGAGCAGGAUCUGAGCCAAUCUGUGAAAAAGCUGGUUUAUCUGCAUGCUGCAUUGUGUGAAUCUCUGAGACUUUUCCCUCCAUUACCUAUUCAACGGAAGCAAGCAGUUAAAGCUGACACUCUUCCAAGCGGGCAUAUAGUAAGUGCCAAUACAAUGAUAAUGCUUUCUUUUUAUGCAAUGGGAAGGUGUGAAGAGAUAUGGGGAAAAGAUUGUUUGGAGUUCAAGCCAGAGAGAUGGAUAUCUGAAAGAGGAGAGAUUGUUAAUGUAGCAUCAUACAAAUUCAUUGCUUUUAAUGCAGGACCAAGAACUUGUUUGGGAAAGGAGUCGUCUUUUCUUCAAAUGAAGAUGCUGACAGCUACUAUGUUGUGGAAAUAUCGUUUUGAAGUGGUGGAAGGUCAUGUUAUCAGUCCAAGCCGUUCGUUUGGGCUUUCCAUGAAGAACGGGUUGAAGGUUAGGAUAAUGAAAAGAGAACUUUAAUGCAA
Molecule: messenger RNA, 1541 nt
Organism: Vigna umbellata (rice bean)
Lineage: Eukaryota; Viridiplantae; Streptophyta; Magnoliopsida; Fabales; Fabaceae
Source: RefSeq, a predicted model, not a curated record